This is a messenger RNA of Microtus oregoni (creeping vole), 1876 nucleotides long. It is a transcript of the gene Siral1, whose product is annotated as family with sequence similarity 118 member B. The record is from RefSeq and is a predicted model, not a curated record. The transcript is spliced from 9 exons. The coding region runs from base 185 to 1240 and encodes 351 amino acids. Lineage: Eukaryota; Metazoa; Chordata; Mammalia; Rodentia; Cricetidae.
AGCUGCAGCUGGAGAGGUGGCGUUUGGAGCAGACGCGACAGAACUUACAGAUAUCACCUCCGACGCUUAAUAGUUCUCCUGCUGUAAUUUCUUGGAGAUAGGGUCUCUCUACAAAGCCCAAGCUGGCCGCCACCUCACAAUCCUCUUGCUUCCAUCUCUGGAAUGCUGGGGUUACAGAAACUGGAUGGCUUCUACAGGGAGCCAGGCCUCUGAUAUAGACAAGAUUUUUGGAUUCUUCAAUGAUGGCGAACCUCCCACCAAAAAGCCCAGGAAGCUGCUUCCAAGCUUGAAAACCAAGAAACCUCGAGAACUCGUGCUGGUGAUUGGCACAGGCAUUAGCGCUGCAGUUGCACCACAGGUCCCAGCCCUGAAAUCCUGGAAGGGGUUAAUUCAGGCCUUGCUGGAUGCUGCUAUUGAUUUUGAUCUUCUGGAAGACGAGGAAAGCAAAAAGUUUCAAAAGUGUCUCCAUGAAGACAAGAACCUUGUCCAUGUUGCCCAUGACCUCAUUCAGAAACUCUCCCCCCGUACCAGUAAUGUGCGGUCCACAUUUUUCAAAGACUGUUUAUAUGAAGUAUUUGAUGACCUGGAGUCAAAGAUGGAAGAUUCGGGAAAACAGCUCCUUCAGUCUGUUCUCCAUCUGAUGGAAAAUGGAGCCCUAGUAUUAACUACAAAUUUUGAUAAUCUCCUAGAACUCUAUGCAGCUGACCAGGGAAAACAGCUUGAAUCCCUUGACCUUACUGAUGAGAAAAAGGUUCUGGAGUGGGCUCAGGAGAAGCGGAAGCUAAGUGUGUUACACAUCCAUGGGGUUUAUACCAAUCCUAGUGGCAUUGUCCUCCACCCAGCUGGAUAUCAGAACGUGCUCAGGAACACUGAAGUUAUGAGAGAGAUUCAGAAACUCUAUGAAAACAAGUCAUUUCUUUUCUUGGGCUGUGGCUGGACGGUGGACGACACCACUUUCCAGGCCCUGUUCCUGGAGGCUGUCAAGCAUAAAUCUGACCUAGAGCAUUUCAUGCUGGUCCGGAGAGGAGAUGUAGAUGAGUUCAAGAAGCUCCGAGAAAACAUGCUGGACAAGGGGAUCAAGGUCAUCUCCUACGGAAAUGACUAUGCUGAUCUUCCGGAAUAUUUCAAGAGACUGACAUGUGAGAUCUCCACAAGAGGCAGAUCAGCAGGGAUGGCAAGAGAAGGCCAGCUAAAUGGUUCAUCUGCAGCACACGGUGGAGUAAGAGGCUGUAGUACAUGAGCAAGCUGGAGACAUCACCAUUAGACCAUGCUAUGGGCCCUUCCUGUGGAUGUGUGUGACAAAAGCAAACAUACAAGAACUCAGAACAGCUCCCAGGAAGUACCAACACCCUAAGUUGAAGCUUGGGGUAGAAUAGGGGUAGCAGUGUUGCACCUUCCCUUCAUGCUGGCUGUUUCUUGAUACUCUGCCUGGUUCAGUUUAAUACCCAGUGACAUCAGGACUCAAUGCAGCCCCUACCCACCCCAGGGCAGGGCAUCCUUAUCUACACAGCAGACCAAUAUGAUGGCUCCUGGCUAUGGCUGGCAGCUCUGCAGGACUUGGGGAGCAAGAAGUCGUGGAGUCCGUGGGCUUGUGUUGCAGUUUUGUACUCUAUUUGGUUUUUCCAAUUGAGCUAUGGCUUUUUUAAAACAUGACUUGAAGCUCUAGUUUUCUAGAUCUUUUACAGUGUACAGUAUUUUACAUAACUGAGCUGUAUUAAAAGCUUGUUCAUUUACAUGCCAGGGCCCUGAUUCUACAUUUAAGAGUUGAUUGUUAAACAUGAAACUUGCAUUCUAUUUUCAUCUUAGACAGGAUGAUCUUUCUUAGGACAAGUUGUCCAGUUCCUCAGAGCACCGUUAGCUCCUUUCAUGCCCUUCU